AAUUGGAAUUAAUCUAUAACUUAAGGACCAGAACCGGAAUUAAAAACAUUACCCCAGGUACAAGGCACACCCAGCUCAAUCUAGAAUCCACUAGCUCUUAUUUUCACCAUAUACAUAAUCGAAAAAGCUUAGAUUAAAGUUCCUUCCUUCUUCCACCAAACUUCCAAAGUUGAACCUCACCGGAGUUAACCCCUCGGCCGGCACGGCCUCUAUGGAAAAACUUUCUCCACAAUAAGUUCAAAAUCUAACUAGGGUUUCUUUUUUCUGUAUUGGAGAAAACAAAUUUCAUGGCGGCAACUCUCAUAUCGAAACCUACUCUUUCCUCUUCUUUCCUCGGACAAAAACUGUCGAGUAGAGAGAAUUCGAAAAGGUCGGAACCCUCUCGUUUGGUUCCAAGGGUUACAAAAUGUGCAACGGAUACGGCUUAUGGAGGAGGUAAUGUUCCGAAGUUUUCUCGAUUGAAUGUUUGGGACCCCUACAAACGUCUCGGAAUAAGACGUGAUGCCUCUGAGGAAGAAGUUUGGAGUUCACGCAACUUCUUGUUAAACCAGUAUGCCAAUCACGAGAGAAGUGCAGAAUCAAUUGAAGCUGCUUUUGAGAAAAUACUAAUGGCAAGCUUCAUAAAAAGAAAGAAGACAAAGAUUAACUUGAAAACAAGGCUAAAAAAGCAAGUCGAGGAAUCUCCGCCUUGGGUUCAGAACCUUCUCAGCUUUGUGGAACUUCCACCACCUGUAAUUAUCUUGAGGAGAUUAUUCCUCUUUGGAUUCAUGGCAUGCUGGAGUGUGAUGAACUCUGCUGAUGCUGGCCCUGCAUUCCAGGUAGCUAUAUCAUUUGGAGCUUGUGUAUACUUCCUUAAUGACAAGACAAAGAGCUUAGGUAGAGCUGUUCUUAUAGGGUUUGGAGGUCUUGUGGCUGGUUGGUUUUGUGGUUCAUUGUUGGUUCCCAUGAUUCCUCCAUUUCUGCUGCAACCAACAUGGAGUCUUGAACUCUUAACGUCUCUCUUCAUAUAUGUUUCCUUGUUUCUGUCUUGUACUUUUCUCAAAUGAGACGCUAGAGAACCUGUUUUACUGCAGCAGUUUUGGCAUGUUGCCUCUUGCUUAAUUCAUGGUGGUCCUUCAAUUUGUACCUUCGAGCUAGUUAUAUGUCAAUUAGAAAUUGUUGUCAAGCUUGUAGGACUUAAGAUCAAUGUUUAUCCUCCCUUUGUUAUUGAAUUUUCAAGUGAUGUAAGUGGAAGAUACAUGUAUCUGGGCUCAUUGUUCUCCUUUCGCGCAAAGUAAAAAGUAAAACUUAGUGGGGGAAAAAA
This is a messenger RNA of Capsicum annuum, 1303 nucleotides long. Its product is annotated as protein CHAPERONE-LIKE PROTEIN OF POR1, chloroplastic. The coding region runs from base 288 to 1046 and encodes 252 amino acids. The transcript is spliced from 5 exons. The record is from RefSeq and is a predicted model, not a curated record. Lineage: Eukaryota; Viridiplantae; Streptophyta; Magnoliopsida; Solanales; Solanaceae. Gene Ontology annotation, cellular component: chloroplast membrane.